This is a messenger RNA of Chanos chanos (milkfish), 450 nucleotides long. RefSeq names its product zymogen granule membrane protein 16-like. The transcript has 3 exons. The record is from RefSeq and is a predicted model, not a curated record. Bases 1 to 450 code for a protein of 149 amino acids. NCBI's taxonomy places the organism in Eukaryota, Metazoa, Chordata, Actinopteri, Gonorynchiformes, Chanidae.
AUGCCUUUGGGCGAUUCAUACUCGUACUCUCCGACCGUGGGUGGGGGCAGCGGUGCGACAUACGUUACCUCCGGUGAGGGUCGCAUCACCGGGGUCAGAAUUUGGGAACUCAGCGGCAACUACAUCCGUGGGUUCCAGCUGAGGUAUGAGUACGGCUGGACACCCGUGAUUGGAACAAACAGUGGCGAUGAAUCGGAGAUGACGCUGUUCGAUGAUGAGGCCAUCAUCCAGAUCUCAGGGAAAUACACCAGCAGUUACAUCUACAGCCUGGUGUUCGUCACCAGCAGGGGGCGCUCUUUCCAGGUGGGGCAACCCACUGGAAGUUCCUUCAACUUCUACCCUACCCAUGACGGGGCUGAGCUGCGCCUUCUGAGCGGCCGGCAGAACGGACAGGGCAUCACUUCCAUCGGGGCUCACUGGGGUGCUUUCUACUCCAACAGCACACACUAG